CCUACAACCAACAAUACGAGCAAUAUCAAAUAACGAGGCAAUGUUUUGUUUGACUAGGAAAAUAAUUAGGUUUAACUGGUAGUGGUUGACUCAUGGUCGAUAUAGAUGCCUGUUGUUACUGUACUUGCUAUGCAUUGAUCAGGUCAUUUUCAGAAAUGGAACGUCGAGGUAAUUUUUGAAUUACAGAAAGGGAAUUUGUAUUGGUCACAUUAAGAUUGUAUAGUAAGUACAAGUUACGCGUUCUGAAGUAGCGAGAAACCCGGGAGUGUGUCGUCAUUGACGGGAAGAACUUUGAAGAAAACAGUAUUUGAACGUCUGUGAAUGAGGCUUCCAUGAGCUUUGGUGUCAUAACGCAAACAACGAAUUCGAUGUGUAUAAUAGAGAUGAUGAAUUUUAGAAAAUCUGUGAUGUAUUUAGUUUUUAUUUUCACAAUAAUUUUACCGACAUUCGUAAAGUCUGAUAUUGACAAUCGAAUCAAUAUUACAGUGGGAGCGUUAUACUCACUUGGCGGCGGUUGGGAUGGUUCUGCUGUAAAGGUGGCCGUGGAAUUGGCUUUGGAACACAUCAACGCCAACUCACAAAUUCUACCUAAUCAUCGCCUGCUACUAGAUUGGAGAGAUACACAGGCUUCUAUGAGCUUUGAUGUCAUAACGCAAACAACGAAUUCGAUGUGUAUAAUAGAUAUGAUGAAUUUUAGAAAAUCUGUGAUGUAUUUAGUUUUUAUUUUCACAAUAAUUUUACCGACAUUCGUGAAGUCGGAUAUUGACAAUCGAAUCAAUAUUACAGUGGGAGCGUUAUACUCACUUGGCGGCGGUUGGGAUGGUUCUGCUGUAAAGGUGGCCGUGGAAUUGGCUUUGGAACACAUCAACGCCAACUCACAAAUUCUACCUAAUCAUCGCCUGCUACUAGAUUGGAGAGAUACACAGUGUCAUCUUGGUACGGGACUGAAAGGAGUAAUCGAACUGAUCACUACCGAUCCCGUGAAAGUGAUGUUACUUGGGCCAGCAUGUUCAUUGGUGGCAAUGCCGACUGCAGCUACACUUCAGUAUUGGAACUUAGUUCAGGUAGGAAAUUCGGCUCUUUCUGAUGCACUCUCGGAUGGUGAACGCUACAGGUAUUUUUAUAGGACAAAUCCACCGUCCUCGGCGAUGAAUCCUCCGAGAUUAGCCAUUCUUAAUACGUACAACUGGAAACGAGUUGCAGUCAUACACGAAAACAACGAAUAUUUUUCAAAUCAUUUCGACAUAACGAAAGGAUAUUUAAUUGAGCAUGGUAUUGAUAUUGUGACGUCAGAAAGCUUCGACUCGGGACACGUACCUCUACGUCAACUUCAAAAUAUCAAGACCCCAAAUGAAUAUCAAUCGAUUUAUUUAAAUCGAACACAUUUCAUUGACCCCCCGGGAGAAGAGUAUGCACCUUACGGAUACGAUGCCCUGUGGACGAUAGCAAUGGUGUUGAAUCGAACGCAAAACCAAUUGGAAGCCACACAGUCAAACAUUAGCAUCGCGGAUUUUGAUUAUAACAACACUCAUCACUUACGAGAAAUGUUCGUGGAUGCAAUUGAAGACCUUAAUUUUAUGGGAAUAUCAGGCAUUAUCCAAUUUAAUAUCAAUGGAGACCGGUAUGGAACUAUAAAAAUUGAGCAACUAAUAGAUGAGAAUGAAGUGACGGUUGGUAUCUAUCAAUCCGAGAAACUUGUCUGGAUGUCAAAGGACAGACUGACGUUUGCAGGACCGACUCCGAUUGAUGGUGCCAUUAUGAACACUGUCUACAUCGGCAUAAGACCUACACUCUACUUUAUAUUCUCAUCGAUCUCAGGAAUUGGGAUUAUUGUCGGAUGUGCUUUCCUAGCUUUCAAUAUAAAGAACAGAAAUAGAAAGUUAAUUAGGUUAUCCAGUCCGAAUGUUAAUAAUGUGAUCGCAGUUGGCUGCAUCGUUUGUUACGGUUCUGUAAUGCUGUUUGGUUUGGAUCAAACGCUUGUCAAGUCAAGUGUUUAUACUACAUUGUGUAUGAUUAUCCAGGAUUGGCACUUGUUCGGUUUACUUGCUAUUCUACUUCUAAUAGACAUUCUUUAUCUAUUAGUUUGGUCAAUCGUGAACCCAUUUAUUAAAGAAACUGAGACAUUUCUGCCUCAGAUUAUUGAUCAGGACCUCACUGUGAUAAAGAUGAAAGAUUCGUGUUCGUGUCAUCGCCUUGUGCAAUGGACAGCUAUUCUCUAUGUAUACAAGGGGCUGAUUAUGCUGUAUGGUGCCAAACUCGCUUGGGAAACAAGGAAUGUAUCGAUGCAAGAAUUAAAUGACUCUAAGUAUAUCGGGCUGUCGAUAUACAAUGUCGCCAUAAUCGCUUCUAUUGCCGUCCCUCUCACCUACGUCUUGGAGGACGAACCGGAAGUGGUCUACAGCCUGGUAGCAGUUGCCAUUCUCUUCACCACCACCUGUACUAUGUGCCUUGUAUUUGUUCCAAAGCAAAAAUCAUUGACGGAACAGGGCCACACAGUUGCAUCUGUUUCAUCAGAAUACUCGCAAGGAAAGGAGAGCUGUAAUGCCGUGUCGACGGGGGGAAACAUGUAGCUGUUAAUAGUACGCAUUAGAUG
Molecule: messenger RNA, 2593 nt
Organism: Anneissia japonica
Lineage: Eukaryota; Metazoa; Echinodermata; Crinoidea; Comatulida; Comatulidae
Product: gamma-aminobutyric acid type B receptor subunit 2-like
Exons: 14
Coding region: 333-2570 (745 amino acids)
Biological process (GO): G protein-coupled receptor signaling pathway; gamma-aminobutyric acid signaling pathway
Cellular component (GO): membrane; G protein-coupled receptor heterodimeric complex
Molecular function (GO): G protein-coupled GABA receptor activity
Source: RefSeq, a predicted model, not a curated record